AUGCGCAGCCCUUUAUUCCUAGUUCUGGCCCUGAUUUUGGUACUUGGACUGAUGGCCGCCUGCGGAGGUGCCUCAGAGCCCACGGCGGAACCAGAGAUCGCCACCGAAGCUCCCCAACCCACAGCGACCACCGCACCAACUCCCACCGAAGUCGCAAUGGAGGAGGCCACCGAGGCCCCGGCAGCCAUGUCAGCGCUGGAAACGUAUGCGGUUGAGAAUGCCGGAGGCCCAGGCGCGAUCUAUGUUGGCGACAUCACGCAACUCGUCGGCCCAGCCAAAACGGUAGAACAGGGGGACUUCGACGGAAACGUAACCUUGGAAUCGCUGGAAAGGCAUCUCUGGAUCUACGAGAGCACCCUAUACCAGGAGUUGCUGGAGAAGGCGAAGCUCACCGAUCCGACACCCAUGACAUACGACGGCGAAACCAUCACCAUUCAGCACGCCUGCAUCAACCGGGCCCUGCUGCCCUGUGUGGCGCUGGAAACCUUCUUCAGGCCCAACCUGCUGGAGCGCACCAACGGUAAGGUGGAAUUCAUCACCAGCUCCUUCCCUGAGCUGGGGCUGGCCGGACCCGACACCCUGACCCUGGUCACCAGCGGCACGCUGGACUCCGCCACCAUCUACGGCGGUUACGUUGGCGGGGAGAUGCCACCCAUCGAGAUCCAGAAUCUCUGGGGCAUCUACUCCUCCCGCGAGCAGGAGUUCGAGGCCACCCAGGCCAUCAUCAAGGACAUCGAAGAGUUGUUCUUCUUCUGCCGGGAGAAGAUUGACACGCUGGACGGGUUCUCUGGCAAAAAGACGCGCAGCCACAGCGCGGCGCUGUCGGACUGGAUCAACGGGAUGGGCGCGAGCCCCAGUUCCUUGCCUUUGCCGAGGUCUACACCUGCCAUUGAACGCGGGAUUCUGGACUGCGGAGUGACCGGGGCCGACGCGGGAUUCGGUCAGCGCUGGUACGAAGUGACCGACUACAUCAUUGGCCCGUUGCUCAGCUUCCCGUCCAACAACAACGUGAUCAACGGAGAGAAGUGGGCUUCCAUACCCCCGGACCUGCAGCAAAUAAUCAUCGAGGAGGCAGCCAAGUCGGAGUUGGAGGCCCUGCGGAUCUCAGCUAUCCAGAAUGAGAUGGGGCUGCUCAAGAAUACUUCAGACGACCCGCGGGGAGCGGGAAGGGAUGCGAUGGAAUUCGUCCCAUUUUCCGAUGAAAUGACUUUCCGCAGCCUCAAUACCGCCGUGAUGGAGCACGUGGUGCCGGCCUGGGUUAACCGGGUUGCAGACACCAACCAUCCCAUCAUCGCCGACUCGUUCAACCAAAAGGUCGGCCCCAUAGUCGGCCUGCGAAUCGAAUCGAACGGCACGGUGGUGAAGAUCAAUUAG
Molecule: messenger RNA, 1374 nt
Organism: Geodia barretti
Lineage: Eukaryota; Metazoa; Porifera; Demospongiae; Tetractinellida; Geodiidae
Source: the annotation of a GenBank genome assembly